This is a messenger RNA of Entamoeba invadens IP1, 819 nucleotides long. RefSeq lists its product as hypothetical. The coding region runs from base 1 to 819 and encodes 272 amino acids. NCBI's taxonomy places the organism in Eukaryota, Evosea, Mastigamoebida, Endamoebidae. The transcript has a single exon. The record is from RefSeq and is a predicted model, not a curated record.
AUGUGUGGACUUUCUGGUUAUCAUAUCAUGAUAGUGUCGAAGUACUUCGCAAUAAUCAAAGACUUUAUUAACUUAGAGUUUGUAUGCAAGAAAUUUGGUGGUAAUAUGGAAAAAUUCCAUUAUAACCCAAUUCCGUUAAAUUCCAAAACUCUUGGAUAUUUUCCAAACAUCGAGACACUUCAUUUGUGGGAAGAAGAGGAUGAAAAUUUUGGCAAUGAAUUUUUGAACAACACGGAAAAAAAUGAAGAUUGUGAAAAUAAAGCCGUUUUUAAAAAAAAGUUCUAUCGAAUCAUUGUGUGGUUCAAUCUUGACUUUGAAACUGUUGACAAAAACAAAAGUCGAAACAUUGAGUUUAAAAACAUUACUUACACUAAAAAUGAUAGAAAGAAAUAUGGUAAUAACAUACCAUCGAGUGUUACAUCAAUCGGUAAAAGUUGUUUUUGUGAAUGCAGUAGUUUAAGAAGUGUUAACAUACCUUCAAGUGUGACAUCAAUUGGUGAAUAUUGUUUCUGCAGAUGCAUAAGUCUAAGUAAAAUAACAAUACCAUCAAGUGUAACAUCAAUUAAUAAUUCUUGUUUUUAUGAAUGCAGUAGUCUAAGUAGUGUCAACAUACCAUCCAGUGUCACAUCUAUUGGAAAAGAUUGUUUUGGUAAUUGUAGUAGUUUAAAUAGUGUCAACAUACCAUCAAGCGUGACAUCAAUUGGUAAUUCUUGUUUUUAUAAAUGCAGUAGUCUAAAAAGUGUAACAAUACCAUCAAGUAUUAAAUUAAUUGGUGAUUAUUGUUUCCCAUCAAACACAGUAGUUCAUCGAAGCAAAUGA